UUGAAGUAACUUUGGAGUUCCCUAAUGUUAACUGAAACAAUUAAAAGGAAUCAUGUUGUGGUAAAAAUAGGCCAUUAAUUGGUGUUUACCCGGGAUGCUGAAAAGACAUAAAACUAAUAAUUGCAGUUUACAUGCAAGUGGGAUUCGUGAUGUACAGCGAUACUGCUAUUAAGUAUUUUAUUUUCACCAGACAAAUUAAUGCACAGAGUAUGUAACUGCUGUCAUAUUGACCUGGAUGAUAUUGAUUGAACUUAAUUACCAUGAUUUAAUACAUUGGCCUAUUUCUUUUACGCAUGAGCCGACUUACAUAAUUAACAAGGUCCUACUGCUACAGAGCUAUAUUAGUUUAUUCCUGUCUUGGAUCAAGAUACUACAAGUUGCGCAAUUAGUUUCUUAUUCUUAUGGGAAGUUAAUUUGAUUUUUUUAUCAAUCUUUAGUGUUUUAGAGUCAUGUACCAGGGUAUAAGUGAUUUAUGGAAAUCAAAUUUAGAUUUGUAAUAUCAGCCAUAGGCUUGCUCAGCCCAGACUUUAUGUUUAAUAAUCAGUAUUCUCUUUUAUCACUGUUAUUGAUGCUAAACAUAUAAAGUCAAACCUCUAUGUUUGAUGGCAGUAUGGUAAAGAUCAAGCAAAAAAAUUCAAUUUUCUAGAUAUGAAACAGAGAAAUUUUGUCAAAAUGAUACUAAAGAAAUUAAAAAAAAAAAAGAUAAAGACCUGUUCAAGUCUAUAUCUGCCCAUUUUCAACACUUUCAAUUUCUAUUUCAAAAAGCGAAAUUAAUUUAAGAAAACUCAUAAUUUGAUAAUUUGAGCAGGAAGACUAACAUGUACUUGUAAUACAGAGAAAAUUUUAGAAUAAGUAAAAUCAAAUUUUAAGUAUUGAAGGCAUAUUACUUAUUUGACACAUGAAAUGUCUUGAUUUAUAUUUUUUUUAGCAUGUUCACAAAGAUAUUGCUAUUUGACAUCAUAUAGAAAAAAAUUAUUUUUAUUAAAAAGCCCCAAUUCCUUUUCUUGAAAGUUCUGGAUAUUGUAUAUUGAAAAUUUGUCAUGUAGUAGUCUUUUGAGAUUUUGGGGGUAGCAGCGUAUUUAUGUCAGAUGAUCGAGUACCGGUAUAAUCCAGUGUACCUUUGUACCCUCCUGUUCUCAUCUAGUUAUAUAUGUUAUCUCUUUGAGAGGACAAAAUGGUCCAAAGUGUAAAUACAUAAACUGCCUGGUCAGUACUCGUUUGAUAAUGCUUCUGUAAUUGGAUUAACAAAGGAUUGGCCAGACAAUCAGCUUUGUCCAGUAUUCUCCGGCUUUGGAACCAAAAAAAUAAAAUAACAAUCCGUAGUACUAGUCCUAAAUGCUAUGCCUGCUUACUUCUGAAAAAAAACUUAGUUUAAAUCUCAAAGUUCUUUUGUUUCCCAAUGAGGUAAGCAUCGUUUUGGAACAAGAGUUGUUUUUGGAAAUAAUAGGUAUUAAAGCUAGCCAUUGUGUCAGAUUACUUUCUCAUACUGGUCACAGAUCUGCAUUGUGUGCCGUAGUUGCAAAUUAUUGCCACUAAAUAGGCAUACGAAACCAGUCUCAUAUUUGAAAUGGGGAAGUUUUGGGCCAUAUUGAAAGUUUUUGCAACUUCAAUGGACCAAUUUGUGUCUUGGUUGAUAUAAGAGAAAACUAAAUCAAUUACAAGGUGAUUUUUGUGUAAAUGACGACCCAAAAUAUGGGACUUGAUCAUAUGUCUGUAAACGGCAGUCAAGAUACAAAUCAGUUUCAAAGGAUCCGAGAAAGAGUUCUAAGAAUGGCAGCAUUACCGCCCAUGAUGGGGGACCUGCUGGAGUACUUUGAGACGAGGAACCACUCCCUGGACAAAGCGGAGGUCAACCACUCACUCUGUCUGGACAACAAGUUCACGUCCGCCAUCACCUUCAACGGCGUCCCCAUCCUGCCACCUGUGAUGACACAGAAAAGAAAAGAAGAAAUGGCUGGUUAUCGUCGGCAGGCUGUUCAGCGCGAGACACGCAGGAGAACAAUGCAGCGAGAACAGUUGGUGGCCAAAGUACAGUCCAUUGUGUCGGAGGUAGAGAAGGAAUUUUCCUUAAAAUGCCGCUCUCGAUUGCCGCGGACAGCUAACAUAUCCCGACUCCUUGAGAAAAGAGCCUCCAGCCGAGGAGUGUCUGAGUCUACAUGCUCCUCCCCUGUGGGUUCCGACAGUGCAUCAGUAAGAAUGUCUCCAGCACCCAGCUUUAAAAACUCAGCCCCGGAGUCUACGAACACAGGGUCCAGAGCUCAGUCCCGACUGCAGGACCGUGGAUCGUCUCAGCCAGAUACUACCAGUAAAAGUGUCAGUUCAAAGAGAGAGCAUGCAGAGACUUCAAGAUCACAAGUUUCCAAAAAGGCGGAAGAAAAAAAUGUGUCAGCUCAGAAAAGUGAGGCAAAACCAAACUUAAGUGAGAACAAUGUGAAGAAAAAAGUUUCUUCAAUCAAUGUGAAAUCACAAACAACUGAACCUGUGAAGGAAAAAAUUGAUUCUAAGACAGCAAAGACAACUCAGCCUAACAGCAAAUCCAAGCAGUCCCAAAUACCAAAACCGGUUCAAAACCAGAACCAGAAUAAAGCCCUGAGUAACCUGAAAAGAGCCAGUUCAAUGUCCUCUCUUCCAAAUUUUGCAAAGAUUGAGGGUUUGCCAACUCCAAAACCUCCAACGUCUCCAAAGAACAAGCAACAGCUGAGGAGGGCCAGGCUUGGUUUAUCAGGACAGUAUUCUAUAUCACAGCCUGACCUAAGGGACAUUGACAAAUCAGACUCAGAAACAUCAAUCUCUUCACAGUCACAGGUGGAGGAAACUGCUUCUCGAAGAAGAAAGAGACUCUUGAAAUCAGUACAGCACAGUGUUUCUAAUCCUGAUCUGGCUUCUGCUGGUUUGUCACCAGACAGCAGUCCAUCAGUUCAGGAGCAGAAGAGCAAAAUGUCUCCCAAGACAAAAUUAUCUAGUUCCACAAGUGUUCCAAAUUUAACAUUGGUAGGAAAGUCCAAGAAAAAGAAGUCUCUAUCACAGAGAGAUGCAGAAAAAUCUACGGCCCAGAAUACCCAGCAGAAAUCACAGAGUAAGGGCAGUCAUGGUGCAAAACCCAAAACCCCAGUACCACGCAGUAAACCGUCUCAAAUUAAAGAAGAUGCUAAGGAAGAAAGACUUGAUUCAUUGUCUGAUUUGACAUCUUUGGAGAACUGCAAUUCACUACCACAGGAAUUUGCAGGAAUGCCUCUGUCUUCAGUACGGCAACAGCAGAUAAGUCAUGUGCUUGCCAAAUUAUCGCAGUGUUUAAACAUUCAGGACACCAUGAGUACAAUGAAUUCUACUGGGUCAUCAGGACAUGAUACUGUGGAGAUUCGACAGCAAAUUACAGAUCAGAUUCUAGCAUCAGCAGGAAUACAACCUGGGUCUGUUCAAGCUCAGUUAUUCUUAAAUCAGUAUAACAUUCAGCAAGAGGCAUCUGAAAACACAGCAGAUGAAUCGUUAACAUCAAAUACACAGACUCCAUCUUCACAUAACUCUAGUGCAGUCAGUUCUGAGCCGGUCAGUUCCAGUAGUGGUGGAAAUAGAACUCAAACGAGUACAGCUUCGAACUCCAUAAUGAGUUCCGGAGGCUCGGCAUCAGGGGGUCAACAACAGAACAAGAGAAUGAGUCCAAAAGGAGCCAAAAGCAAAGUUCAUUUCUCUUCAUUUUUGACGGAGAUAAGCACCAGUGCAAGUCAGUCUUUGGAGGGUAGAAUUUCUGUGAGAAAAAUGGACAUCACUCCUCAGAACAGUCCGCGGGUGAGUGUAGAUACAGUGGACGGUCUGCAAACUGUCGAUUCACAGGAAAAAUUGAAACUCAAGAUUGCGCCAAAAAACUCGGAUGACCUGGGGUUGGGCUCUGGGCCUCAGGUCAGUGGCGAGAACAUUUCCGAGGAACCAGAGUCUAUGUUGAGCAAAGUGGCCCUGAGUCCCGAAACCGACGAGUCCUCUCCUGGGACUCCCAAGGAUAUAUUCAGUAAAGGUCUUCCAUUUCAUGGAUAUGGAAAUGAACUUGAACACAAUACCUCUGACAAAGAAAAUGAAUUCAAAGGGAAAUCCAUGGUUGGGACUUCAGAAGGAUUUGUGCAGACUAAUGUGUCUUCGUCUUCCCAUGUUGAUACUCAAGGCAGUGUGAAAGAAAGUGUGAGAUCUGACGAAAGUAGUCAAUGUAGUACACUCAAAGCUAGUCAAGAUCUACUCAAAAGUCGAGAUUCGGGGUUUGGAAAUACCAAAUCAUCGGUAUCAGAUUCAAGAAGUGGGAGUCAAGCUUCAAACUCACAAAAAGUAUUAGGAGGCAGUAGAAAUACAAGCAUGAAAACUGACAAAACCCAACCCAGUGUGACAUCAAGUGAAAAUCUUUCAUCCCAGCAUCCAUCAGUAUCACAACUUAGACCCAACACAGCAGAUUCUAUUUACAGAGUACAGACUCAGGGAAUUCGUAGCAAAGCAGAAGCAAAGAGAGCACAGCUGAACUCUAAGCCGGUCCACCAGGCGUCACCAGCAGUUGUACCUGCUGAGUCCCACGAGUUUGUAACCAGUAGAACAGACAACAAGGGACCAGCCUCACGUUCUGCUCAAAGAAAACUCAACAUGGACGCAGAAGUGAAAAAUGGAUACGAAAAGUCACGUGCACAAAAUAUAUCCAUAGAUACCUCAACUGAACAAGAGGGUAAGGCAGAACAUAUACAGAAGUACCUCUCUCAGGUUCAGAGCCAGAGAGAGGCUUCUCCAGUGAAUACUGGGAUGCCGUCAGACAUGCCCCCUUUGGGAACCCCCGCUGACAUCACAGCAGCUAUUCAGUCCUUUACCUCAAGUCUCCAGUCCCUUGAAAGUAUGUCUGAAGAAGAACUGAUACAGAUUCAAGCCGAGCAUUUUGACAAAAUCCGUAAAUUUUUAAUUGAACAACAGAGACAGCAGUUGGAGGAACUUUUUGUUAUCCAAAGAAGAGAGCAAAUGGAAUUACAGAAUGAUAUUGCGAGUUAUCAGAAUAAUAUAAAAAAGCAAGACUUUAGCAAUGUUUCUUACCUCAGCAACAGCACUCAGCUCAGUCAACCAAACCUUCAGCACUCACCGGAAAACAACGCAGUUUAUAAUUCAGACCCUGUGGAGCAACCUUUCAACAUCAGCCAUAUAAGUCACCAUGGAAAUACCACAGGAAAAGACAAAUACCAUGACACAAUCCCCAAGCAUUAUGCCUAUAUAUCUAGUCCAAGUCUUUACUUCAAUCCCAAGGACCGGGAUAACAACUCAGACAUCAGUACCUUCAGCCGAGCCACUCCCAAACAGUCCCUCCAGUUCGUCAAUCAUUCCACCCCUUCACCCAAAUCCUUCAAACCUCUCGUCCAUUCACCUGUAAAACAGCCAUCUUCAUCCAGACACAGUAAACCAGUCAGGAUUCCAGAUAGGGUUUUUGAUGAUGACCUUCAGCCUUGUUUUGAGCGAGUUUCAGCCUACGUCAAGGGUUACUUAACCAGGAGACUGCUAAAGACAGAGAAAGUCCAGGAAAUUGUCAGAACUAUACAGGACACCAAGCAGUUUGCGUACAGUUUUCAGACAGAGACCCCCAUCAAGAGAGGUGUUUUCUCUCAUCAAGACAGGGAUCUGCUUGACAGGAUCAUAGCUCAGCUGCAGGCAGCUUUGCUGGACAUCCAUGAGAUUUUCUUUGAGAUUCCUGUUCAUGAAAGAAUGGCUCUUAUAGCUCACUCUAGACAGCUGAUGGAAGAAAAGAGGCUUAGAGACAGUAACUCUAUUAGAGCUAGUGUCUCUACCUCUCAUCCAAGGAUCAGUUCAGCCACUCUUAAGGCUAUGGAAAGAAAGCGAAAAGCAAAUGACUCUGAAGUGAGCGGUAACUUGCGUCCCCAGUCUGCCCCGGCCGAGACCCCUGUACCCAGACACAGCUCUAGUCACAAUGCUAACCAGUCCAUAGACUUCAGUGAGCCAAUGAGACGUCACUUCCAAUCUCUCUUAUCUAGGGCAUUGAAACCAAUCCAAGGACAGACAACUGCAACCAACCCUGCCAGAGAGACAAGCAAGUCCAGACCUGGUGUUAUUCUGAGCAAGCCGGUGUCACUAGCAGCUACCAAGGCCAAGCGACCAGUGUCAGCUGGGGCAACAGUUACCGGGAAAACUACAUCAGCAAAGCCCUCUACUAGCAAUGUCAAAGCGAAAGCCGCCGCUAUCAAGGCGAAGUUUGCAGCAAAGCCAGCGAGUGCAUGGAGGUGACCGAGAGAAGACAGCUGUUGGCUCGUCGCUUAUGUAAACAUGACCUCAAAUUAAACAGGAAAUGGUACAAGGCCAUUUAAAUCCCAAGUGUGUAGUGUGCAGGAUUCUAGAUCAUUGUUGAGCCGUUUUCUUUAAGAAAACACCAUCAUGGCUCUGAUGCCAAAACUCUACCUGUGAUUGGAAGUCUUUCUUUAAAGAGAGAGAUGAAGCAGAUUGGUUCCUGUUAUACAUGUAUUUCUAGAGUUUAUAUUUUGGUGAAAACCAAAUUUUGUUAAUGCUAUGGAAUUGUGGCAUUGCUUUUACAAGUUUGUGAACAAAUUCCAAUAUGGAAAAGAAUUCUUAAUUUCAGGGUUUCAUGUCUUUUAUUUCUUUUUUGUUGGUGUUUUUUUUUCAAUGACCUUUAAAAACAAGCCUAUACAAUUCAAUGAACAAAAACGUCUUUAAUUGAUAUUCACUAUCAGUUUUAAUGUCACCUGCUGCAUGAUCUCGUUGAAUACUUUUAAAGUUCUAUUAAAGCAACAUGUCAGCUGCAUAUUUCAAAAUUCUAU
Magallana angulata is the source of this 6797-nucleotide messenger RNA. RefSeq lists its product as uncharacterized. The record is from RefSeq and is a predicted model, not a curated record. The coding region runs from base 1678 to 6249 and encodes 1523 amino acids. Gene Ontology annotation, biological process: centriole replication; regulation of cytokinesis; centrosome duplication. NCBI's taxonomy places the organism in Eukaryota, Metazoa, Mollusca, Bivalvia, Ostreida, Ostreidae. Gene Ontology annotation, cellular component: centriole. The transcript is spliced from 14 exons.